AUUCCAAUCAAAUUGUGAGGUUAUGAGAGCCUAUUGGAAUUUGUUUUACUUUCCCUACUUGUUUUUUCUUGGUCAAUUUUCGCGAUUUCCGUAUUUUUCAUGAAAAAUCAAAUAAAUUAAAUGGAAUUAUGUAGAAAAUUAUGCAUAAUGAUGUAGAUUAAGCAUUUUCAAAGCACCUAAAAGGAAGAAUUUAGUGUUUGUUUGAUUUUUUUUUUUUGAUAAUUUGAGAAAACUUGUCAAGCGGGAUGAAUUCAGAAAGCCGGAAAGAGAUUGAUGCCCUUUCGUCUAGCCAGCAAGCGGACAAGACACUCGAUAUCUUCACCCCACACAAAGUAGCUGUGGUGUUCCUGCUGCAGGAAUAUGUGAAAUUGCGACCAAUUCUCACGAAAAAAUCAAUGGAUUUCCUCCCAAAGUACCGGAAGCGCUUUAGUCUGCUAGUGUUGAAGUUAAUUCAGUAUCCGGACAUGUCGUACAAGGAGCUCCAUGACCAUUUGAUCUCCUCCACCUACUGCCUCCACGAGGAUCACCUGGCUGCUUUCCAGAAGUUAAUCUCUACCAUUAUUGAGGGUGGAAUUGAAAUGUUUCACAAUCUUCCUGGUGAUUUGGAGAAGAUUAUGAGUGACCUCUCACCGUCAUCUGUGGGAUUGAGUCAAUUGGGUAUUGCUGGUCUUCUUGUGCGGAGAUUCAUCAUCACUCUGGACCGUAUGUCAUUCCCGGAGCUCAUGAAGCUGUAUCACAAUGUCUGUGCGUACUUCAAGAAGAGCGUCCGGGCAAUUGCUUUGGGAGCAAAGGAAGCUGGUGUUAUGAUUGAUCUGGAGGAGCGUGAAGGUGCCGUAGCACAGCCAAAGGGUGAUAGAGAAUUCAGCCGGUGGUCCAGGAAGCAGACAGAUCUCUUUGUGGCACAGCAGUGCUCCCUCCUGCAGACGAAUGAGACAAAAGCCCUAAGUCCUCGGGAUUUGCAGGCAAAACUCGCGGAGAUUAUCAAAGACAAUCCCCUGUAUUCACAUGCCCACUUCGUUAACUACUUGAAUUGCCUCCGAGUGAGGGAUUACAUAGGAGCUGUGGAUAACCUUCAUCGUGCCUUUGAUAGAAAUGCCGUUAAAAAUCUUUCUCCUGUAGAAACUAAGGGGUAUCAGUACUUGAGCCUCAACCUGGCCAUCCUGCAUGCCCAAUUCGAUCAUAUGCGAGAAGCCCACGUGAGUUUGCGGGAAGCCAUAAUGUUGGCACAGGAAGUCGGUGAUCGAACGUGCCUCCAGUUGGCAAAUUCCUGGCUCGGUUACCUGGAUCAUCAUAAAAUUCAAGUUCCCGAUCGGGUGCCAGCAACAGCAGUUGAGGCAAAUGUCAUCAAAUCCAUCUCAUUGGGCAUUCAAUUCUUCGUCAAAUCCGUGGCUCAGUUGGGCUUUGAGCCAUCGAAGCAAUUUGAAUUACUCAUGUGGAGUGACUACUUCAACUGCCAACAAUCCAUGCAGGAGCUCAUUGCCAAUUGUGUGGCUGAAAAGGCAGCCCUUUGGACACUCUAUGGACGUCAUGAGUUGGCUUCGUUGAUGAGUCAGGUACUCCUGAGUGCCAAUAUGACCAGCAUGGGGAGGGCGUACAAUGGGGAGAAUCUCUGUCAUGCAAUUUGCUGCCUUGCACUAUGGCUUAGCCUCAAUGGGGAUCACUUCCGGACCUUUUCGGUACUGCAGUAUGCACGAAAAUGCUUCCCCAGGGAUCCCAAUGCACGCCUUUGGACUCUCACGGAACUCUACAUUGCCAGCAUGAAGGCCAUCCAUGCUGGGGAGUGGCAGAAAGCUAAUGUCGCGUGCUGCCGCAUUUAUCCACUCGAUAAGAACUUAAGCAUCCUCCAGCGUGUCACCCUCAACAUUGCACGGGGUAAUCUAUCGAUAGCUCAUGAUCUACUUCAGAAUCUACUGUCGGACAGAACACUCGUCACACAGGAACCCCUUGUGUGGAUACGAGCAAUGAUUCUCCACGCAACGGCCCUCAUUCCCUCACCCGAAGUCAUUAACAUCCUAAUUGAGGCGCAUGAAUUUGCACGUCGAAAACACUUUGACUACGAAGUUGCGACAAUUGAUGCCCUCUUUGCACAUCAACUCCUAGCAAUGGGGAUGCCAUCGAAGGCUCUAAAAUCCUGCCGGGAGGCACUAGAUGUCAUUCUACAGCAUGGUGGUAUCUACGACAGAGCUAAAAUUAUGUUUCUCUUCACAAAAUGCGCCAUUGCAGCAGCUGAGGGGCCCAAGAAGCGUCAAGAGAUGGAGAAGUGUGAACCAUUCCUCAUGGAAGCCAUUCAGCUAUUCACAAAAUUGGGUGUUUAUGUGAAAGUAAAGGAUAUUUAUGCUUUUAUGGCGCAAUUCUAUCAUGAAAUCGGGCAGCAGGCAGAGAGAAAUAAGUCUGCUUUCAAGUUUCGUGAAAUCGAUGAACAAUACCCCACAGGGAGCUUCGAAGUUGCUGAUGGGAUCAUUUGAAAGGGCACCAAAAAGGUAGAUUUGUGUGGGUUUCAUCAAUAAAGCAUACUGGUUAAUUAAAAUGUACGAAA
Messenger RNA from Lutzomyia longipalpis, 2536 nucleotides. RefSeq names its product anaphase-promoting complex subunit 5 (gene ida). Gene Ontology annotation, biological process: positive regulation of mitotic metaphase/anaphase transition; anaphase-promoting complex-dependent catabolic process; protein K11-linked ubiquitination. Lineage: Eukaryota; Metazoa; Arthropoda; Insecta; Diptera; Psychodidae. The record is from RefSeq and is a predicted model, not a curated record. Gene Ontology annotation, molecular function: protein binding. The transcript is spliced from 3 exons. Gene Ontology annotation, cellular component: anaphase-promoting complex. The coding region runs from base 246 to 2465 and encodes 739 amino acids.